AUGGGUGACUCACCGGAAGCUGUGCAAUCUCCGACAAAUGUGGACGAUCUAUUCGACUACGACGUCGGCCUCGAUGAGAUCUUCAAAAACCAACCAGAUACCACCGCUACCUCGAAUGGCUCUAAACCGGCCACGGGCGAUCCCACGUCCUUAGGUCUAGGGCUUGACGAAGAAGUCAAAGUCACAAAGCAACGAAAGCCUAACCCAAAACUUGACGAAGCUCGUCUCCUUUCACAGCCAGGAAUUCCCAAGCUGCGUCAUACGGCCAAAAAAAAGCUCAGAUUCAAGGGAAAGGGCCAUGAGUUCCAAGACACCGAACGAUUACUAAACUUCUACCAAUUAUGGCUUGAUGACCUCUUCCCGCGCGCAAAAUUCGCCGACGGGUUAGCCAUGAUUGAGAAACUGGGUCACACCAAGCGCAUUCAAACCAUGAGGAAGGAGUGGAUUGACGAAGAAAAACCGAAGCCGUUUUACGACAGAACCAAUACCGACGACCCUGCUGGGUCAUCCGCCAACCGAAACUCGGAAGGAGACAGGCCAAGAGACCACGUUGCAAAUGAUUCUACCACAAAUCAAACGGGGACCGCAAAUGAUGAAGACUUGUUCAUGCCAGACCCAGAGGCGGAGAACCGGCGUCCUGUCAGCCAUCCGGAGCCAGAUGACGAUGAACUCGAGGACCUUCUACGGGAACAAGAUGGUGAAAUCACAUUUGCUCCGCCAAAACCAGUGCCUCGAUCUCACCAGGACCAUCCCGAACCUGACGAUGACGAUCUUGAAGAUCUCUUGAGGGAGCAAGAUGAAGUAAUGGCGGAUAUGCCUAAAUCCACAUCCAGACCCGCAGACACGCCUAUGGACGACUUUGAUGCCGAGUAUGAAGCGAUGAACGAGAUGGGACUUUAG
This is a messenger RNA of Penicillium oxalicum, 900 nucleotides long. Its product is annotated as Chromosome segregation in meiosis protein 3. Gene Ontology annotation, biological process: DNA damage response; DNA replication checkpoint signaling; replication fork processing. Gene Ontology annotation, molecular function: DNA binding. The record is from RefSeq and is a predicted model, not a curated record. The transcript has 3 exons. Gene Ontology annotation, cellular component: nucleus; replication fork protection complex. NCBI's taxonomy places the organism in Eukaryota, Fungi, Ascomycota, Eurotiomycetes, Eurotiales, Aspergillaceae. The coding region runs from base 1 to 900 and encodes 299 amino acids.